AUGGAACAAAACCAAGUCAACGUAAGAGCCUUUGAUGGGGUUCAGAGAGAUAUGUUGGGAGUAGGGAAUCUGAUCAUCAAAAUGGGCCCAACAGAAUUCAAUACACAGUUUCAAGUAUUGGAUAUCAAUACUAUAUAUAACCUUCUUCUUGAAAGACAUUUCAUCCAUAUGGAUGGAGUUGUCCAUUGUACUUUGAAUCAGAUGAUGAAAUUUGUUUGGAAGAACGAAGAGCUGGUUAUUCAUAGGGAAGGGAGUCACUCCGGCAGACAUACGCCGAUUAUGGAUGAGAUAUCGCGAGGUACAAAUUUCUACAUGGUGGAGCUAGUAAACUCCACCAGUGAAGACUUGGCCCCACAGACUCCAAUGCCUUCUGUGUACAACAUGAUAACCGUUGUGAUGCUGCAGAAUGGUUUUGAACCAGGUUUUGGAUUGGGAAGAAAUACCCAAGGAAUUAUUGAACCUAUUUUGGGUCUCGUCAAGGGAGCCAGAUAUGGUUUAUGGUACAUCCCCAUAGAUGAUGACUUGAAGAUAAAGAAGAAAAUGAUCAAGCAUUGGCUAAGUCAAUCCCAAAUCUCUAAUGUUGUUCCGGUUGCCAAGAAAGAUGGAAAAAUCAGGAUUUGUGUCGACUACAGAGACCUCAACAAAGCUAGCCCGAAGGAUAAUUUUCUGUUGCCGAAUAUUCAUAUGUUAAUUGAUAAUUGUGCUAAGCAUGAGAUGCAGUCAUUUGUGGAUUGUUAUGCAGCUUACCACCAGAUUCUGAUGGAUGAGGAAGAUAUAGAAAACACAGCUUUUAUUACACCUUGGGGUUUAAAUCCAGCCAAAUGCACUUUUGGAGUUCCAACCGGAAAGUUGUUGGGAUUUGUAGUCAGUAGAAGGGGUAUUGAGCUCGACCCUUCUAAGAUUAAAGCAAUUCAAGAGUUACCUCCGCUGAAGACAAAAAAGAGGUAUCGUACAUCUGAACCGAAUUCUUUCUGGUUAAAGAAUCUCUUUCUAGUUGCUCUAAAACAAUUAGGAGAUUCUCUAGAAGAAAUACGAGGUUCUGCUUCUGGCAGUAACAUGCUUGGUCCCGCUUAUGGGGUCAGGCACAGGCUUUAG
This is a messenger RNA of Solanum lycopersicum (tomato), 1095 nucleotides long. The record is from RefSeq and is a predicted model, not a curated record. NCBI's taxonomy places the organism in Eukaryota, Viridiplantae, Streptophyta, Magnoliopsida, Solanales, Solanaceae.